AUGAAAAAUGCGACUGCACCGCCACCAAUCGUCGCCGCUGCAGCCGCCGGAUCGAGUCGUGGCCCUUCCAGCAAACGUCAGCAACAGCUGUACAGUCCCGGAAGUGGGCCACUUCGCAAGACGGAAUCCACUGCAAGCAACCGCUCCCUAAGCUCUGUUCAGUCGGGAGAACCACCUACGCGCAGGGCUGGAGGAUCUAUGGCCCCGGUAACGCCACCGGAGACCAACCGGAACCAUUCGCCGUCAGCCGAACCCCAUCAACCGCAAGCGCUCUGGUCGGAAAAUGCGCCCGACCAGCGUGCUGCACGUCCUGGCGGAAGUGGCAAUCGCCGGCCGGAGGAUGGCCGACUUUCGCCGGUAAAUAGUAAACCGGUCCAUCCAAAGCAGGAAUCCGAACCUCGCACGUUGUCAACUCACGCGAUCAACCACCACGGGCCACGAGAUGCCCGUUCGGAACGUAUGGUCCGCGAUACGCGCAGCGUUGAACCAAGAUUUAUGUCCAGCUCGAAGAAACCGCCGAUUCCGUCGUUGUCGCAUCUCGAGAACCUCCCUCCCCGGCUGCAAAAGAAAACACUUCAGGAUCUAGGAUUGCCACCCAACUAUGUGGAGCUAAUGCGCGCUGAGCAUCAGGUGAUGUCGCAUACGCUGCCCAAUCGAAGCACGGCACGGCAUGUUCGUGGUCGCGUUCGUUACGGUGGUAACGGUGGUGGCUCCGGAAUGGGAAGCGGUGGUUAUUAUUCGAACGCCACGUACGGUGGACGAUCCAUCGGGGGUCGUCAGGGAGGUGAAGAUUAUUCGCACCGUCCUCGAAGUCGUUCUUCGGAUGUUGGCACCGAGGAUGGAUACGGUCCACGCAGAAACUUGACCAGCUGGGAGCGCCGAGUUGAUACGGGACCAAGCAGCCGGAACUCUAGCUGUGAACGAAAGGACCGACCACGUGGACCUCCGGCAGGUUACAGCGGGGACACAGGCAAAACUGGAAGCCGAUACCGGCAAUAUUCUACCGAUAGCAACCGCGGGAUAGACGACAUGCCCGAUGACGAAUCUGUGAGCCGAAGGGAAUCUUAUGACUGGACGGAUGAGCAGGAUUUUGGAGGCGACGAUCAGACGAGUCCCCGUUGGCAAGGGGGUGUGGAUUUGGAACUGACUCAUCCUCCACCUUCCGGAAAGUCAAUGCAAUUCGCAGGAAACAAUCGCAAUCGGCAUAGAAACCGAAGGACCAAGUCGAAACGGCAUUCCAACUCCCGCUCGCGAAACGACUAUUACGAUGAGUUUAAGAUGCCGUACCAGCCGCAACGAGGUUCAAACCGGAGCCGGCGCAAUUCCCAAUCAUCUAACGUAAGCCGCGAGAACAGCUCGGAGCGUGCCUAUUCGCGCACCGGAGGUUCCCGCCGAGGCGGUGGCACCGGUGGUGGCCACUAUCGGGACACCAGCCAUGAUCGGUACUACGAUGGCAAUGUCGGAAGCCGCUUCCGGCGGCACUCGCGUGAUCGGUAUGGAAACCGUAGCCGGGACAGUAGCAUGGAUUGUGGUCGGGAUCCUGAUCGGUAUCGCGAGGGUGAUGCCGGUUCAAGUUGGCGUAGCGGUUCGGAGAGCAAUCACGCAGGGUCUGCGCGCACGGAAAAAACGGAUCAAGCGAUUGCUGAGAUGACGAAACAGUUUGAGAGUUCGAUUGGCAUUCAGAAAGGUCCGGGUGUGCUAGUGAUUCCACCACGUGGUGCUUCGACGAGCGCGGAUGUUGGCUCAGGUCCGACGAAGUUUCUGUACGAUCCGAAGAAUCCAUCGCAACCCAUCGCGGUCACGCAAUCGCAAUCGCGCUUAGGCGAUCAGCCGCACGGCCGGGAAAGCCUCGAUCGGGAUGAGCGAAAGCAGGAUGCUCGCAACCGGCGUCAGAAGGUAUCCGGUGGACCGGCCUGGUAUGAUCCGGAUGCGCGUCAAGCACGGUUUUUGCGCCAGCGUGAGCUCGUGUAUCAAGUAGCAGACGCAGACGCACAAUUGCAAGAGUUGCUCGAGGAUAGAAACCUGUUUGAUGAGUGGGAGCGAUACGUGCAGGUUCGGCAACAGCUACAGCAGCUGCUUGACACGUUCCUGGUGCAGGAAAUGCGCUUCGCACAGGACGUCAACCUGGAAUAUCACUUUUGGAAGCUGCUCUACUACAACAUCAUUGAGAUGUUGCGUAAAUUGCUGGCGGAGAGACCGGACGAGCAGAACAAGCAAUUCCUGCAGGAACACGCCCUCGAUGUGGUAGAAACGGGCACUGCGUACUUCGAACAUCUGCUAGCGCUGCUUGAAUGUGAGCAUCGCUUCAGCUUGGAGCAGUUUAUCGGUGCGAACGCGGCCACCAGUGUGAAAGGGCUGCGGUAUGCGCUCGCGCUUGUGUCCGCUCAAAAGAUCUUUCUCUUUCUGGGUGAUCUUGCGCGCUACCGGGAGCAAAUCACCGAAGGACACAAUUACCGCAAAGCCAAGCAGUGGUAUGUGAAAGCCCAGCAGAUUCUGCCGAAGAAUGGCCGACCUUACAACCAACUGGCGCUGUUGUCCGUUUAUGCGAAACGAAAAAUCGAUGCCGUCUACUUCUACAUGCGCAGUCUAAUGUCAUCGAAUCCGUUCGAAUCGGCGCGGGAAAGUUUGAUGGAUUUGUUUAACGAAACGAAGAAAAAGUUCGAAAGCAACCAGCGAAAACGCGAGGAAAAACUGCGCGCAAGGCGAAAGGAAAAAGAGCAACGCUUCGACGGUAACCUGCGGCGCGAAAUAUGGAUCCAUCCGGAGGGUGGGUCGCGAGUGCACCGUACUGGUCCGCUUCAUCCGUUCGUCAGCGGUUCCUCCGGUGACACGAGCGAUGAGGAAGAGCUUCGUGGGCUUUGCCCGAUCGAGUUGAAUAAGCGCUUUAUCAUCAGCUUCCUGCACGUCCUCGGGAAGCUGAUUACCAAGACGGGCAUGGAAUCUUUUGCCCAGUGUGCUCACCAGAUGCUGCGCGAGUUCCGGGCCUUGAUGCAGUGUGCACCGAUUGCCGUCUCCACCUACCGGUUGCUGCAGUUGAUGUCCCUUAACAUGUUUGCCAUCGAGAUGACGAAACUCAAAGGUAGGAAUAGGUCCGGGACUCCACGUUCCGAGCUUCAGGAAUGCGCCCUUGCGUCCGGUUUGUCCAUGUUCGGCAUCCUUCUCGAACGACUCAAGCGACUGGUGCAAGACGCAACCGGUAAACCCGGCAACACCUCCAAACUCAUCCUGUCCGAGGACGCCAAGGCGAUUCUGCCAGCGAUAAAGGUUUGGUGCGAUUGGAUGAUGUCGAAUACGGAGACCUGGAAUCCGCCACCCUUCUGUACGGACCUCAAAAUCGGGAAAUCUAACGCCCACGAUCCGUGCUCCGAGCUGGCCGUGUUAAUGAACAUGCUGAAGGGUUUGGACACGAACCGGAGCAUCCUGUCGGUGGAGCGGGAAGAAGAUUUCGAAGCGGUGCGCCUUCAGGAGGACAUCACACUGGCCGGUUUUACGCCGCUGAUGUACAACGAACCAGUACCGAUCUUUGUCCACCGUGAUCGCGAUAUGGAGGAGGCUCAGAACGUUCUGCGCAUCCAGAAGCUGUUGUACUUCGGUACGGAUUGGUUGUGCAAUUGUGAGCCACCGGUGUUGCGUCAAGAGCCUACGGGAACGUCGGAAGGAACGGCUCGGUUCGUGAGUGUCGUCCAGCGCCGCCUGGAAGGACUAACCGACAUGGACAUACUGCUGGAAAGCUUCAGCGAUGGCGAUACUGACUUACCGCUGGUGGAUGACGACGUGCUCGAGAGUGGCUCAGGACUGCACGAGCGGGAAACAACGCCGGCCCCGCUACCCACCGGUGGUGCAUCUUCCUCCACCGACAGUGGCAUCCUGUCCGGUAGCAGCAGCAACAGCCCCAGCAGCCUCGAAACCCGCAAGCUGCUUCGGCGUAAGGACGAACUCGAACGCAAGCAGCGCAUGCAGGAGAAGCACAAUCAACGCCUGCAGGACAUCCUGUCGCAGAGCACGAUCGCGGUCAGUAUCGAGGUGCACCCGCGGUUUCUGGUGCCAGACACGAACUGUUUCGUCGACUACCUGCCUGAAAUUGAGAUGAUCGCGAGGGCGCACCAGCUGUACCAGCUGAUGGUACCGAUCAUCGUGAUCAGUGAGCUCGAAGGACUCUCCAAAGGCGUGCGCCAUCAGUCCCCGAAACACCAAUCGACGCCAUCGUCUGCCGCCAACGAGAUCGCGGUUGCUGAAUGCUCCAAACGUGCGCUUCUGUUCAUCAAAUCGCGCAAUCCAGCCGUUAAGUGCGUCACGACGAAAGGAUCCAUACUGAAGACGUCCACGUUCACGGUGGAGGACGACAUCGGUGAGCUGAAGUCGAAUGACGAUCGCAUCCUUGAGACGGCGCUCAGCUUGUGCCGGCAGCACACGGAAGAAACGCGUGCCGGCACCCGGUACAUAAAGCUCGACGUGGUGUUGCUGACGACAGAUCGGAACCUGCGGGUGAAGGCCAUAUCGAACGACCUGCCAGUGCGUGAGGUACCGGACUUCAUCAAGUGGGCCGGUUUGAGCGAUUAA
Messenger RNA from Anopheles nili, 4560 nucleotides. RefSeq names its product telomerase-binding protein EST1A (gene Smg6). Gene Ontology annotation, cellular component: telomerase holoenzyme complex. Gene Ontology annotation, molecular function: protein binding; telomeric repeat DNA binding; telomerase RNA binding. The transcript has 17 exons. Lineage: Eukaryota; Metazoa; Arthropoda; Insecta; Diptera; Culicidae. The coding region runs from base 1 to 4560 and encodes 1519 amino acids. The record is from RefSeq and is a predicted model, not a curated record. Gene Ontology annotation, biological process: nuclear-transcribed mRNA catabolic process, nonsense-mediated decay.